This is a messenger RNA of Magallana angulata, 1454 nucleotides long. RefSeq lists its product as uncharacterized. Bases 71 to 1354 code for a protein of 427 amino acids. Gene Ontology annotation, molecular function: superoxide dismutase activity; copper ion binding. The record is from RefSeq and is a predicted model, not a curated record. Gene Ontology annotation, biological process: removal of superoxide radicals. NCBI's taxonomy places the organism in Eukaryota, Metazoa, Mollusca, Bivalvia, Ostreida, Ostreidae. The transcript is spliced from 11 exons.
ACAAGGCUCUUAUGUUUAGCGAGCGUUCGCUGCCCGUUAUUGCUGUGGUUACUGAUCAAGACAGAGAACGAUGACACAGCUACUGGUGUUUGCCAUUUUGAUUUGUUCCUGCUGGGGAUUCCCUGUAGAUGAAGCGACAUACAGAGCGGACAUCUCACAUCUCCAGGAUGAAGUCAACCUUCUGAAGGCCAACCUGAGCGCCGUCUGGGAGAGACUCCACGAGCACGAUGAACUUCUUCACGUUACCACUGCCGCACCCCACACUGGCCCCAUCAGGACUGUCUACAGGAAUACCAGGAGAUUCCGGGUCAGACUCAACUUCUUCAUGGAUAUCCCGGACCAUCCAGGCGAUGACGGCAGUGUUGUCGUUCAGGAGAUUGACAGGGACCAUCCUUUUAAGUCUGUGCUGAGGCAGACCCGGGAUUUCAACGUGACUAUGAACUUUUUCCUGGACGUCCCGGAUGAGCCCGUGCACGAACCAACACCAGUCAGAACCGCCGUCCGCCAGUCGUCUCGGUGGCGGGUCCAUUUCAACAUCUUCCUGGACAUCCCCGAGCAUCCCGGACAGCCCGGGGCCGUAACAACUCAAGUUGUCGACCCGAACACGCCUGUCAGGAGUGUGAUCCGGGAGACCAGGGACUUUCGGGUCCAUCUGGACUUCUUCGUGGACGCGGAGGAUACGCCAGAGCCAGUUAUUAGCGUCUUCCGUGAAACCAGAGACUUCAACGUAAACAUGGACUUCUUCGUGGAUAUCUCUGAUCACCCCGGAGAGCCCGCUGGGGCCAUCAUCCCUGUAUUCAAUGGAACAUCGCCAAUUAGGAGUGUAACCAGAACAACGAGGCGAUUUAUAGUUCACUUUGAUUUCUUCAUGGACAUACCAGAACACCCCACACCACCUGAGAUGCACUAUGCUCACUGUGAAAUAGAGCCCAAUUCCCACAUGGUGUCUUCACUCCAUCACCGCGUUCACGGUAGCAUUCGUAUAUCACAGCAGGGGUGCGGCACUGUACACAUGGAGCUCAAUCUGAGCGGCUUCAACACAAGCGAGGACUUGGCCCAUCACAGACACGGCCUACAAAUACACGAGUACGGUGAUAUGUCCCAGGGCUGUGGCUCCGUUGGGGAGCUGUAUCAUUACGAACACGCCCCAAAUCACGAAAACCCCGGGGAUUUAGGUGAUAUCGUUGAUGAUGCCAGUGGUGCGGUUCAUUCCAGCAGAGCGUUUGAUUGGCUGCAUAUUGAUUUGACUGACGGUAUUUUGGGACGCUCUCUUGUGAUUCUGCAAGGCGAUCACAACCAUCCCGAUAGCGAACAGAUCGCGUGUUGUGUCAUUGGGCGGGCCCAGGCUCACUAGGCUUUUACCACCGCCAGGAUACAACCCUAUGUUCAUCCGUUUACAACGAACUCAUGUUCCUUAACGGAAGCAACUGAAAUAAAAUGCAUUCAAAAAUAUA